GUAGUCGUCAUCAUGAGUAGAGGUGAACAAAGAACGAAAGAGGGAGAGAGAGAGAUUGUGAGUGUCCAGUGACCGUAGGGUCGUGUGUUUAACAUCUGAAGUGUACCAUCAACAGCCAUGUCCGACUCUGAGAAACAACCAGAGGGGGAAGUGGAAGCUACAGAAAGACCUGCUGCAAGUGGAAAAAAGAUAAUAGCUUCCAAAGUAUCCGGCACGGUUAAAUGGUUUAACGUAAAAAGUGGAUAUGGCUUUAUUAACCGGGAAGAUACGAAGGAGGAUGUUUUUGUACAUCAGACAGCAAUAAUAAAGAACAAUCCUCGUAAAUAUCUGAGGAGCGUUGGGGAUGGUGAGAAAGUCGAGUUUGAUGUCGUCGAAGGAGAAAAAGGAAAUGAAGCUGCCAAUGUCACUGGACCUGGUGGAAAUCAUGUGCAAGGCAGCAAAUAUGCUGCUGAUCGACGCAGAUUUCGACGGGGAUGGUGGAACAGGAGAAGGCGAGGUGCUGCCAGGGAAGUGAAGGAGGGUGAGGAAGCUAAAGAAGAAGUUGAAGGUGAAAGUGGAGAUGGUGGCGGUAGUGAAGAAAGGAACAGGCCUCCAACCAGGCGCAGGCCAUACUGGAGAAGAAAGCGUUUCUUCCGUGGGCCAAGACGAGGUAUGCCGUCUAGAAGUGUUCCUCAGGAUGAGCAUGGAUCAGCUGGUGAAGGAGAUUCAAGGAUGCAUGGCCCUCCCCCUUUCCGUCGGCGACGUCCCUUCUUCCGUAGAUACUAUCGUCCUCCCAUGCAUCGCUAUCCCCAUGGUGGCCCUCCAAGGGAUAAUGAACAUGAAGAUGAUAGUGGCCAAUCUGUUCCCCAAGCUUUCCGGAGACGACCCAGACGUACCAGAGGUGGUGGCAGCUUUAGGCGAGGUAGAUGGAGUUCCCGGGGAGGACGUUCAGGUCAGAGGGAGCUGUCUGAAGGUGAACCAGGAAUUAAUGAAAGUGGUAACCAGAAGGCAGAAGACAGUGUUCCUCCUAACAAAUCUGAAGACAGCAUGUCUGGGCCUCCCUCUUCAAGUGCAGAGGUAACUCCAGCUGCCUCUCAGGCUGCUGCCUAGACAUGUGACUUUUUUAGUACAGCUUGCGUAGCUACAGUAAAAUGGAAGAAAGAUUCCAGUGUUAGUAAGAUCACUUUAAUUUAGUAAAAUGCUCCAUUUCCCUUUUAUAAAGUUGAAUGAAUGUCAUGUCAACCAGCUUUUUUUUUCUUGUAGGAAAGACCAUCCAGAUAACUCCCAUUGUUCAACAUCAAGUUGACUGGGUUGGCGGACAUUUUUGUCUGAGGGCUGCCUGCUUUAUUCUCCAACACCUGUCUUUUAAUAGCCCCUGCCCUUAAAGUCUGUUCAACUUUAUCAGGGAGAUGUAAGGCUACGUUAUGAAAUAAAGAUCCAUCUUGAGCAACAUAGCUUGUGUUUGUUUCUGAAAUACAACCAAGUUUCUGGUUUCUCUAAUUGUCUUUUCUAGAUAUCUAAAUUAACCAUUGUCUCGAAUCAAAUUUAAUGUUCAAGUAAAUAGGAAUUAAUUUUAGUCUGCUCAUUUGUAAAAUUUAGAUAUAAUUUGUUAAAUUAGUGUUUAUUUUAACUGCAAAAUUUUUUUUUUUUUAAUGUUUAAUUUUUUGGUUAGGCAUAAACAUUUCUUUCAACAAGCUUUUAAAUCAGCAUUGCUGCUCUGUGCCAAAUGCUUGUUGUUUCAAAUGUGAGACAUAGAAACCAAAUGUUGCUCAUAGCAGGCUUGAUGUCUAUAGCUAUAGGACUCUUGCUCAUUGACAGAUAAGAACUUGUAGAGUUUUUCCUUUUUGAAAGAAAAUCUCACCACCAUUAUUUUUACUCCCCCUUCCCAUCUAAAGUAAACCAAAUUUUUUAAAAUCUAUUUUUCUCACUAAAUGUAAAUUUUAACUUAAUCUUUCUCAAAUUAUAUUUUUCAAUUUUCCAAUUUCAACUUUCAUCAAUCAUCUUUAAAACACCUAUUUAAGUGUUGAAAUAUUAAGGUUUUAAAGCAUUGUCUGAAAAUUAAUCCUUAGCAAAUUUUGUUUUACAUGAAACUUUUGAGGAAAAUUAUCAAGAAUUAAGGAGUGCAGUUUUAUACCUUGCUUUUUAAGUCUAUAAGAUUUAGUUUGUUGAAUCAAUUUAUUUUGAACUUAGCUCUAUUUUUUCUCCUUUGUGAUCUGUUGUCUUAGGAUUCUAAUGGAUCUGAUCUUUGACAGUUGACCAAUGGAACUGGUUUGACUGCAGAGCUAAAUUAUUCUGGAAAUGUCUUCAAGACUGUUUUACAGUUUGCAUGAUUGCUAUAUUUGUUGGACUUGUUUUGUCAUGAUUGCCUUGUUAUCCUCUAUGGCCCAGUCAGGUUAUGAGAAUACUUGAAGUUGUGAACUGCUUUCUCAGACGGGAACUUGAUCAGUCUUUUAAGAAAAAUCUACAUUUCUUUUAAGCUGAACUGGUGAACCAGCAGCUUCAUAUGAGAGGCUUUGAUAUUUUGUAAAUAAAAGAAUUAUAAUGGUC
Molecule: messenger RNA, 2526 nt
Organism: Octopus sinensis (East Asian common octopus)
Lineage: Eukaryota; Metazoa; Mollusca; Cephalopoda; Octopoda; Octopodidae
Product: Y-box factor homolog
Exons: 6
Coding region: 118-1089 (323 amino acids)
Biological process (GO): regulation of gene expression
Cellular component (GO): nucleus
Molecular function (GO): nucleic acid binding
Source: RefSeq, a predicted model, not a curated record